Kogia breviceps (pygmy sperm whale) is the source of this 1260-nucleotide messenger RNA. RefSeq names its product serpin family A member 3 (gene SERPINA3). Gene Ontology annotation, molecular function: serine-type endopeptidase inhibitor activity. The record is from RefSeq and is a predicted model, not a curated record. Gene Ontology annotation, biological process: negative regulation of endopeptidase activity. NCBI's taxonomy places the organism in Eukaryota, Metazoa, Chordata, Mammalia, Artiodactyla, Physeteridae.
AUGAGGGCAGAGGGCACGUGCCCCCUCCUGGCUCUGGGGCUCCUGGUGGCCGGGCUCUGCUCCAGAGUCCGCUGCCUCCCCGGGGGCGGGCUUCCCCUGGAGGAUGCGACCCCAGCGGACCAACACAAAGGGGUGCCUCUGGACGGCCACACGUCCGUCUCCAGCAACAGCGACUUUGCUUUCAGCCUCUACAAGCAGUUGGCUUGGAAGACCUCCAGUGAGAAUGCCGUCUUCUCCCCGCCGAGCGUCUCUGUGGCCUUGGGCUUCCUGCCCCUGGGGGCCUGCGGACCCACCCUGACGGAGAUCCUGGAAGGCCUCAAGUUCAACCUCGCGGAGACCCUCGAGACAGAAAUCCACCAGGGCUUCCAGCACCUCCUGCAGAUGCUCGGCCGACCCAGCAACCAGCUGCAGCUGAGCGAGGGCAACGCCAUGUUCGUCCAGGAGCAGCUGAAGCUUCUGGACAAGUUCAGGGAAGAUGCCCGGGCGCUGUGCGCCUCCGAGGCCUUUGCCACCGACGUCCGCGGUCCGGACACUGCCAGGAAGCUGAUCAACGACUACGUGAGGCGUAAAACGCAGGGGAAAAUUGUGGAGCUGUUCAAGGACCUUGACAAGCUCACAAAGAUGAUCCUGGUGAAAUACGUCUUCUUUAAAGCCCAGUGGAAGACCCGAUCUGACCCCCAACAUACUAAGCAGUCAGAGUUCCACGUGAGCGAGAACAGGACAGUGGAGGUGCCCGUGGUGACCACUGGGGGCCGGGAAACGCCUUCCUUCCGGGACGAGGAGCUGGCCUGCCCCACGGUGGAGCUCAAGUACCCCAGCAACGCCAGCGCGUUCCUCAUCCUCCCUGACGAGGGCAAAAUGCAGGACCUGGAGGCCGAGUUGCUCCCAGAGAUGCUGAGGAGGUGGAGAGAGUCCCUGCAGGCCAGACGGAUAGAUGAACUCAACUUGCUAAGGUUUUCCAUCUCCAGAGACUAUGAGCUGAGAAGCAUACUUUCCCGGCUGGGUAUUAUCUUCAACCACGAGUCUGGCCUGUCAGGAAUCAUAGAGGCCAACAAGCUGGGGGUUUCCGAGGUGGUCCACAGCGCUGUGCUUGGCGUGGAGGGCGUGGAAGGAGCUGCCGCCCUGGGAAGCAGCUUGAUCUACAAGACUGGAGAAGUGAUCACCAUGCAUUUCAACAGGCCCUUUACGUUUCCCACACUCAGUAAAGACACCCAGAGCAUCAUCUUUUUGGGCAAAGUCACCAACCCCGGUCAAGCCUAG